This is a messenger RNA of Austrofundulus limnaeus, 678 nucleotides long. RefSeq names its product neuropeptide Y (gene npy). The transcript is spliced from 4 exons. The record is from RefSeq and is a predicted model, not a curated record. Gene Ontology annotation, cellular component: extracellular region. Gene Ontology annotation, molecular function: neuropeptide Y receptor binding; neuropeptide hormone activity. Gene Ontology annotation, biological process: neuropeptide signaling pathway; feeding behavior. Bases 102 to 401 code for a protein of 99 amino acids. NCBI's taxonomy places the organism in Eukaryota, Metazoa, Chordata, Actinopteri, Cyprinodontiformes, Rivulidae.
CUGGCGCGCGCGGAUAUAAACCCGAGCGCGCACCGAGCGCUCAGAAGAACGCAGGAGAACAGGACAGCGCGCGCAAAUCUCGUUUCAACCGUCUGGGAAAUAUGCGUCCUAACUGGAUGAGCUGGCUGGGGUCUUUGGGCUUCCUUCUGUGGGCGCUGCUCUGCUUGGGUGCCCUGACAGAGGGAUACCCGGUCAAACCGGAGAACCCCGGGGAGGACGCGCCGGCGGAGGAGCUGGCCAAGUACUACUCAGCUCUGAGACACUACAUCAACCUCAUCACGAGACAGAGGUAUGGGAAAAGGUCCAGUCCGGAGGUUCUGGACACACUCAUCUCAGAUCUGCUGUUGAAGGAAAGCAGAGACACACUCCCACUGUCAAGAUAUGACCCAUCGUUGUGGUGAUGCUGGUCUGAUUCUUUGACCUCCUCAUGUUUAUCAAUYCACCCAAACACCACUCAGUUUCUGCAACUUUUACCACUACAAGCAGCUGCWUAGCCUUCCUCCUCCCCUGCUUCUUGUCUUCAUGCAUAAACCAUCACUUAUGGCACGCUGUGUGCCRUGACACUGUAAAAUCGUUUACUCAGAGUGAUUGUCUGUGAAACAUAAAGAAAAGUGGAGAAAGGGCAUGCUGAUUGUAUUGUAUAUUUGUGCUAAUAAAGGUUCAGCUGUUUGAACAAAA